AUGUUGUGCUGUCAUAUCUGGGCGAUUAACAUGAGGCAUCACUGGCAUUUGACCAUCCUGGCGGUUUUGCCUCUCUCUCACACCAGCAUCGAGGCUUCCGAAAGGUCCAUGGUACUGUGGCGAGGGAUGAGGAACCUCACCGUGCCGACGUCGGAGGCGGCUGCGUCAUGCCAGCAGGCGGGAGGGGACGGGAGACUCCCCGCCGACGAGCUCGCGUCGAAGGGAGGGACAGAGCUGGCGUUCAUGUCGAAAAAAAGGCUGUCUGUGUUCCCGGAGUACAGGGAGGUACAAGGUCGUCGAGGUCGAUCCGACGACAACUUCCCGCUGACAGCCGUCUUGCCGUCCUCGCUGAUCCCCACGCUGUGGAUCCAAGAGCUUUGUAUCGCUCCUGCUUACCUGUACAGCAAAUCGUCUGACUAA
Molecule: messenger RNA, 420 nt
Organism: Guillardia theta CCMP2712
Lineage: Eukaryota; Cryptophyceae; Pyrenomonadales; Geminigeraceae
Exons: 2
Coding region: 1-420 (139 amino acids)
Source: RefSeq, a predicted model, not a curated record